AAAGAAGGAAGAACUGAGGAAGAACAGCUGCAAAUAUGGAGCAGAUGAUUGAAGGUGAUAAGCCAAAUCCAGCGCCAUUUUUGACCAAAACCUAUGAUUUGGUGGAUGAUCCUCGCACUGAUCAUGUUGUUUCUUGGGGCCAAUCUCAUUCCACCUUUGUUGUUUGGAGCCCUCCUGAGUUUGCUACUCAUGUUCUUCCCAACUACUUCAAACACAACAAUUUCUCUAGCUUUGUUCGUCAACUCAACACUUAUGGAUUCAAGAAAGUAGUAGCAGAAAGAUGGGAAUUUGGGAACGAAAACUUCAAAAAAGGAGAGAAACAAUUACUCUCACAGAUUCACAGAAGAAAAUCUCAUAAUUACAAUAAUAAUAAUAAUAAUACUAACAAUCUCCAAUUCUUCCAUCUACACGGCGAGCUCUUCACCGCCACUUCCUCCUCCGAUUCCGACGUGCUGGCGGCCCUGACGCAAGACAACCGGCGUCUACGACGAAGGAACUUCAUGCUGCUAUCGGAGCUGACCCAGAUGAAGAAUCUCUACUCGGACAUCAUAUACUUCAUCCAAAACCACGUGAAGCCAUUUGAUCAGAGAAACGGGAAAUGGGUGGCGAAGUUGGUGGAGUUGGAGGCUCCGCCGCCGCAAGUAGCGGUGGCUGAGGCGGCGGGGGAAUCAGAAGAGGUGAAGCUAUUUGGGGUUCCGAUUAGAGGGAAGAAGAGAGGAGCUUCAGAUGAAGAGGAUAGAGUUUGAAGCUUAGUUUUUUAGUGCAGUUUAGAUUUCUUUUUGGUUGAGAUUUUUGUACAUAGAUAUUGAUGGAAUCAUUGAGGAUGUUUUUUUGGUUGG
Molecule: messenger RNA, 839 nt
Organism: Cucurbita pepo subsp. pepo (vegetable marrow)
Lineage: Eukaryota; Viridiplantae; Streptophyta; Magnoliopsida; Cucurbitales; Cucurbitaceae
Product: heat stress transcription factor B-4
Biological process (GO): regulation of transcription by RNA polymerase II
Cellular component (GO): nucleus
Molecular function (GO): DNA-binding transcription factor activity; RNA polymerase II cis-regulatory region sequence-specific DNA binding
Source: RefSeq, a predicted model, not a curated record